This is a messenger RNA of Zophobas morio, 1206 nucleotides long. RefSeq names its product leucine-rich repeat-containing protein 23-like. Bases 19 to 1149 code for a protein of 376 amino acids. Lineage: Eukaryota; Metazoa; Arthropoda; Insecta; Coleoptera; Tenebrionidae. Gene Ontology annotation, cellular component: cytoplasm. Gene Ontology annotation, molecular function: protein binding. The record is from RefSeq and is a predicted model, not a curated record. The transcript is spliced from 2 exons.
GUCACGCUGCUUGUCAAAAUGGGCGAAUACGCCGGCGAAGCCGCCACCGCCGCCGUCCCCGGCGAGGGCGCCCCCGUCUUCGUCUCCACAACCGCCCCCUCCCUCAGCGAAGUAAUCAAAUACAAGAAACUCUCCUUCGAAGAAGCCUCCCGCUGCCUCAACAUGUUGGGCAAAGACGAAACCGGGAGUCGCUACGCCUACCUCAUGAUCACGGCCACCGACCAGAAGCUGACCGACGUUUCGAUCAUCCUCAGUUUCAAGCACGUGUUUUUUCUGGACCUCAGCGGCAACUACCUCACCACUGAGGCCCUCCAGGUCCUCGUAGCGAUGCCGUUUUUGAUUCUUCUCAAAGCCGAGAGGAAUCGCGUCGAUUCUGCGUCUCUGGACACCAUGCACUACCUGCAAGUCUUGGAUCUCAACCAGAACCAAAUCAAGAACGUGGAGAACAUAAACCAGCCGCUGCUGGAUGUGUUGGAGCUGAAUUUUAACGAUAUUUAUAUUACGCGGUUCGAGACUGCCAACUUGGAGAAGUUGAAGCAGUUGGAGUUGAGAAGUAAUUUGUUGUUUGAGAUUAGCGGGACGUUUCCGCUUAGUAUUGAGAAGAUGUAUUUGGCGGGUAAUAAGAUUAGUGUGAUUACGUCGCCGGAUUUUGCUAAGAUGGCGCAUUUGGAGGUGUUGCAUCUUCGGGACAAUAAUUUGCAGCAGUUGGAUGGGUUCUCGGAAGCGAUGGUCAAACUCAAGUAUCUCAAUUUGAGGAAUAAUAAGAUUGGAAACUUUAAGGAGUUUAAGAAGUUGCAGUGUUUGCCGAAUUUAGAGACGUUGAUUGUUCUGGGGAAUCCUUUACCGGGUACUUUAAGUGAAGAAGCGCCCCAACCCGGCGAAGGUGCUAUUCCCGGUGAAGGGGGCCCCCUUCCCGGUGAGGGCGGCCCAAUCAGAGACCCCGUACUCAUCCCCCUUCUAGUGAUCCUCCCGAAGUUGAAACGCAUCAACAAAACUGUGAUCACAAUGCAAAUAAAAGUAGAAGCCGAAGAUAUGGAAAACGACGUCUUGGAAGCGCUUCUGGCGGACGAAAACACCAUCCAAGAAACCGAUCGGACGACCACAUCAGCCCCCACUUCCGAUUACAAAGAAGAAUCAGACGCUAACUGAGUUAAUUAGUUGUAUAAAUUAAGAUUUUGUUAUUAAAUUGCCGUCGUUUUGGUGUUA